AUGCCUUCGCAACGCCCCUACUUCCUCUCCUCCUUCCUGGCCGCCUUCCGUCCCCAAGGCCCUACCUUGACUCCCACCACCCAACAUCAACAUCACCAACAACCAAACAAGCACACCCGCGACGCCACCGCCAACUCCUCAGUCCCCUCCGCCGCCGCCUCCUCCUCCACCCACCAGCAGACCGCAUCCAGUGUAGCCCUCCGUCCACCCCGUGGCAGCACCGCCAACUCGGUCAGUUCGCCCGCCGGAUCCAGUCAGGGCACCGCCAUCCCCAUCCCCGGGUCCUCGCGGCGCCGCGGCAGCGAUUCCAGCAGCGAGGGCUUCCGCGACGUCAUCGGUGCUGAAAAGUGGUACAUCGGUGGCCGUACCCCUGGUGGCGAGGAGAAGUUCUUCAAGCUCGGCGUCAUCCGUCGUGUGCGCAGUAAUGACGGCCUGAGCCUAGACCGCCUCAGUUUAUAG
Molecule: messenger RNA, 459 nt
Organism: Ilyonectria robusta
Lineage: Eukaryota; Fungi; Ascomycota; Sordariomycetes; Hypocreales; Nectriaceae
Exons: 1
Coding region: 1-459 (152 amino acids)
Source: RefSeq, a predicted model, not a curated record